GAAGGAGUUGGGUGUUCGUUGCAUCAGCGAAGUGGGAUGCUUGCAUGCUGAAGCACAUUUUUUAGUUUGUUUUUUAAUUGGGAUCGUGUUCGUAUUUUAAGCAGUUUGAUUUCACAAUGAGGUUGUAUUUGACUGAGGGCAACCCGCACUGUUUGAAAGUCGUGGCUGCGGUGGAGCUGACGGGAACCAGAUGCGAGCUGCAGUUCGUUGGUGUUGAAGAACGAGUUGUGCCGUUCCUGUCUCAUUCGAAGCUGCCGUGUCUGCAACUCGACAGUGGGAACUAUCUCUUUUCCACCAAUGCCAUCUGCCAGUACCUGUUUACCCUUCGUGGAAAGGAACCCAGCGACUUAACCAACCAGUGGCUGGAAUGGGAAGCAACUGAACUCCAGACUGCACUCUCGGGGGCUCUGUACACAGCGGUGGUCCAGGGAAAGAAAGAAGAAGCUGCCGGCACCCUUCAGAAGAAAUGGACGUACAUCGACCAGAGCUUGACGAGAAGAUCGUUCCCUUACCUGGCUGCAGACGCAAUAACAGUUGCAGACAUUGUCCUGUGGGGGGCGCUUUAUCCUCUCCUGUCUGAUUCUGCUUUCCUGCUUGGAGAUCUGAAGGCGCUGAGGGGCUGGUUUGAGCGUGUGUGUGCAGUGGCAGCCUGCAGGAAAGCCGUCGAGUCUAUCCUGAAGGGGAAAGGGCUGCAGGGUUUGAAACCGUACCUCCAGAAGCAGCCAGCCCCCUCCCAAAGAGCAGAAACGCCAACCAGCAACGAGCCAGAGGGGGGUGAGUCAGCGGAUCGAGUCCUGACCGAAGAGGAGAUUCGAGCUGCAGCCGAUUCCUGGAGUAAAGGACUGUCUGGCUGGCCCAAACCCAAACUGAUCCAGCACCCUGUCCUCCCUCAGCCCAAUGAGAAGAACGUCCUGAUCACCAGCGCCCUGCCCUACGUCAACAACGUGCCUCACCUGGGGAACAUCAUCGGCUGCGUGCUGAGCGCCGACGUCUUCGCAAGGUUCUGCCGGCUGCGGAACUGGAGCACGCUGUUCGUGUGCGGCACGGACGAGUACGGCACAGCCACGGAGACCAAGGCCCUGGAGGAGGGGCUGAGCCCCCAGCAGAUCUGUGACAAGUACCACGCCGUCCACGCGCAGAUCUAUCAGUGGUUCGGCAUCUCCUUCGACCACUUUGGCAGGACCACCACCCAGCGGCAGAGAGAGAUCUCUCAGGAUAUCUUCCGGAGGCUGCUGGAGAGGGACUUCCUGCUGCAGGACACGGUGGAGCAGCUGCGGUGUGAAAGCUGUCAGAAGUUCCUGGCUGACCGCUUCGUGGAGGGAUUCUGUCCCUUCUGUAACUACGAGGAGGCUCGCGGAGACCAGUGUGACAAAUGUGGCAAACUCAUCAACGCCACUGAGCUCAAGAAUCCUCAGUGCAAGAUAUGCAAAGGAACUCCUGUUGUCAAAUCCUCCAAGCAUCUCUUCCUUGACCUACCAAAGUUGGAAUCCCGCUUGGUGAAGUGGCUGGAGGACUCCAUGGUCUCUGGUAACUGGACCCCCAACGCUCGCUUCAUCGCUCGCUCGUGGAUCCGUGACGGCCUCAAGCCACGUUGCAUCACCCGAGACCUCAAGUGGGGCAUCCCUGUGCCCCUGGAGGAAUUCAAGGAUAAAGUGUUUUAUGUCUGGUUUGACGCUCCAAUCGGGUAUCUUUCCAUCACUGCUAACUACACCGACCAAUGGGAGAGAUGGUGGAAAAACCCUGAGCAGGUGCAACUGUAUAACUUCAUGGCCAAGGACAAUGUCCCGUUCCACAGCGUGGUCUUCCCCUGUUCACUGCUGGGAGCUGAGGAUAACUACACCCUGGUCAACCACCUCAUAGCCACAGAAUACCUGAACUACGAGGAUGGGAAGUUCUCAAAGAGCCGCGGCGUGGGUGUGUUUGGAGACAUGGCGAAGGAGACGGGCAUCCCGGCUGACAUCUGGCGCUUCUACCUGCUGUUCAUCCGCCCAGAGGGGCAGGACAGUUCGUUCUCCUGGAGCGACCUGCUGCUGAAGAACAACUCGGAACUGCUCAACAACCUGGGCAACUUUAUCAACAGGGCUGGGAUGUUUGUGUGCAAGUUCUUCGAGGGUCGAGUCCCCGAGAUGGAGCUCCACGACGACGAUAAAAGGCUGCUGGCUCAAGCCACCUGGGAGCUGAGACAAUACCUGCAGCUCCUGGAGAAAGUCAGAAUCCGCGAUGCGCUGAAGUGCAUCCUGAACAUCUCUCGCCAUGGCAACCAGUACAUCCAAGCGAACGAGCCAUGGAAACGGAUCAAAGGGACCGACGCGGACAGGAAGCGAGCGGGCACAGUGACUGGCGUGGCAGUGAACGUGGCGUGCCUGCUGUCCGUCAUGCUGCAGCCCUACAUGCCCAGCGUCAGCGCCUCAAUCCAGGAGCAGCUGCUGGCACCAGCGCAGUGCAACGUGCUGGCGGACGAGUUUGUGUGCAUCCUGCCCGGCGGGCAUAAGAUCGGAACGGUUAGCCCUCUGUUCCAGAAGCUGGAGACAGACGAGGUUGAGUCUUGGAGGAAGCGUUUUGGAGGGCAGCAGCCGGAGGAAGGCUCUGCAGACCAGUCAAAGACUGAAGCCAAGCCAACCGCUGAGGCGAAAGCGGCCGCCCCUGUCGCUGAGGAUGCUGGGAAAGGCGCGGAUCCGCAGAGAGCGAAGCAGCUGGCAGAGGAAGUGACGAAACAGGGGGAGGUGGUGCGCGAGCUAAAGGCACAGAAGGCGGAGAAGGCAGUGAUUGGGGCAGAAGUGACCAAACUACUGGAGCUGAAGAAGCAGCUGGUCUUGGCUGAAGGAAAGACCGCCGAAGCCCCAGCACAGAAAGGGAAAAAGAAGAAGUGA
Messenger RNA from Polyodon spathula (Mississippi paddlefish), 2870 nucleotides. It is a transcript of the gene mars1, whose product is annotated as methionyl-tRNA synthetase 1. Gene Ontology annotation, biological process: methionyl-tRNA aminoacylation. Gene Ontology annotation, cellular component: aminoacyl-tRNA synthetase multienzyme complex; cytosol. Gene Ontology annotation, molecular function: ATP binding; methionine-tRNA ligase activity. The coding region runs from base 117 to 2870 and encodes 917 amino acids. NCBI's taxonomy places the organism in Eukaryota, Metazoa, Chordata, Actinopteri, Acipenseriformes, Polyodontidae. The transcript has 22 exons. The record is from RefSeq and is a predicted model, not a curated record.